AACGCAUUGCAUGAGGCGGUGGUGAAGCAGAAGUGCUCAGCCUCUAUUUUUAAGCAGAGCUUGGAUGGCCAUCGGUCAUGUAUGAUGUAGUUGGGAUUCCUUCAUUGGACUAUGUGACCCUUGGGGUCCCUUCCGACUCUGCAGUACAGGAAUGGGAUUCUUCAUCUCUCUUCCCCCGUAGGCUUUGCCUUCAGAGGAGCGGUGGAGAGGGGGGAUGUUGGUGUUGGCAGCAUGCCUUUGGUGAGGGUCCUCAUCUAGGCAGUAUGGCCCUGGGGAUUGGGCCCAGUGACCCUAACCCUUCCUGCUUCGACUCCCAGAGAGAUGUCACAAGCAGGCAAAAAGCACCUUCCAAGGGGAUCUCCCAAGACAUUUUUGCUUCCUAAAAGAUUGCGUGACAACACCUCCCCCUCCACCUAAAGCCAGGCAAGUCAAGUUGGCACCUGAGGCAGAAAAUCUCACAAGUACCCCCUGCCCUUGCAGUAAAAAUGCAAUACUAAAUCAAGUAACUGCUAUCUUGCUGCCAUUUGACACCUCAGAACAGCAGCUGGAGGCCACUCUCACUUAGUAAGUCUGCUUCCAUACAAUUGUCCCCCUCCAGUGCAAGGCUGCUGUCACCACCUACUGUAUUUGUGUUUCCCCUCUGGGAGGCCCUACCUGCUUGCUUAACACAGAGGAUGAGUUGCCUGCAGCUGCCCUGCCCACUUCUACUUGCUCACUGGGUGUUGCUCCUACCAUAUGCUGUGGGGUCCUGCUGGAUUGCCCGAGAAAGAGGGGCAUUAUGCUUCCAACGCUUCGCCACUUCUGCCACAGCAGGCCUCCUGCGCCCAUAGCCAGCAUGGGCCCAGUUCGUAGAUACUUAUCUUGGGAAAACGAGCAGCGUUGCCGAGGGCAGCUUGAGAAGUCUACCAACCGAUACAGACAAGAAGCUGCGCCAGCAGCUGUUUUGGUGCCCCUGUGCUCUGUGGCAGGGGACCCAGCCAUCCUGUACACGCUGAGGUCCAGCACCUUGACUGGUGUGCACAAAGGAUCUGUCAGUUUCCCAGGUGGUAAGCGCGACAGCUCUGACCGGGAUCCCAUUGCCACAGCACUCAGGGAGACUCAGGAAGAGUUGGGCCUGCGGGUCGAGGAGGACUGUGUCUGGGGAAUCAUGAUGCCUGUACCUGAUAAGACAAAAAUGAUGGUUAUGCCUGUGCUAGCCAACUUGGGUCCUCUGGAGCGCCUGACUCUGAAGCCUAAUCCCCAAGAGGUUGAGGCCGUUUUCACACUGUCUUUUCGCCACUUGCUGCAAGAAGAGAACCAGGGCUACACUAACUUCUGCCACAAGGGUACCUACAGCCACACACUUCCUGUCUUCCUGCACGGUCCUCACCGUGUAUGGGGUCUCACAGCCAUCUUCACCGAAUUAACUCUGGAAUUGCUGGUGCCAGGGGCAUACCGCAGGCGGACUCAUGUGGUGGGCAGACGCUGACCUUGGCUACCAAACUCUGCUCCCCUUUUCUAUGUUUGCCAAGGGACUUGGAUGCAGGUGGUGCUAAUUCCUUUCCUAAGUCACUGGAGUAUUUUCAAAACGCAGGUCUGUCCACUCUUGUUCGGCACACAGAAAUUGGCUUGUCCUCCUGCUCUGGGUGCAAUUGCAUUUCAUCGUUAGUGGUCGGGGAACGAAUUGCCUAGCCACUUCUGCUAACAGCUGCUGCCAGACUUGUUUAUGAAUAGACUUUGAAUAAACAGACACACUGGGAACUCGGUGCAGGUAUUUGUGAAUGUGUUGAAGACAGAACACAGCAGUAGGCAGUCAAAAGAGAUGUUGCCACUGGACAGUAGCUCAGCUCCAUUCAGUAGCACUUUGUUGACAGGUCAGUUUAAACAAGGAUUUGGCAAGGAUCUUAGGUGUCCAUAUAAUGGCUCAGAACUGUGAACAAAUGCUGAUCCCUACCUUGUUGUUUAUGGUACCCAGGAUGCUUGGCUGAAGGAUGCCUUCUUACAAUUUUCCCCCUUUUUUCUAGUACUUGCCUUCACAAAAUGUUUUCCCCACCUCAUGCAUAUGAGAAUUUGUUUGAUAUUCAAGCAAAUAAUCUCCAUACCCUUUCAGCCAUGUCCAUUUAACGUGGAAGUUGAGUUUAGGUCGUCCAUGUGGAUUGAACAAGAAUUUCUUGAACUAUGUGUA
Molecule: messenger RNA, 2164 nt
Organism: Podarcis raffonei (Aeolian wall lizard)
Lineage: Eukaryota; Metazoa; Chordata; Lepidosauria; Squamata; Lacertidae
Gene: NUDT8
Product: nudix hydrolase 8
Exons: 5
Coding region: 779-1468 (229 amino acids)
Molecular function (GO): coenzyme A diphosphatase activity
Source: RefSeq, a predicted model, not a curated record